GCUUUGUUUACAUCCGGCAGUUUUCGCGUGUUCUGAUCGUCAUUUCCUGGUUCUGCUAUUUUAGUGCUUUCGUUGGUUUUCCCUAUCAAUAUUUUCCUCCUUAACCAUUGGUCCUACUGCUAAUGGUUUAAUGCGCUUAAACCACUUUUCUCGCCGCGUUAAGUCUCACCGGUCCCUCUGAUGCACAACGGAUGCGGUGUCGCUUUAAGAUCCAGUUCCCCAAUCAAACUCUCUUCAAUAGACGUUCCCGUUGAACCACUAUAAAAAACGCGCACUUCUUCACGGCCUUAUUGUCGCCAAAUACAACCACAGCUUCUUUUCAGGUAUAUCUUCCAGCUUGAUCAACAUCUCCAUAGCCGAAUGGAAUUCUUCAUCUAUGGCACAACCAGCGAUUUCACCUCCAGUGGAUAAUACAUUCCUUUCAGACACCUUUCCACAAACAAUCCAGCCGAGUUUAGUUUGUAACAAGUUGGGAAGAUGGUUCGCUAAUGCAAUGCGGCCUUGUUCUAAUAGCUCUCCGAACACCUCUGCACCAAUUAGCAAGUCAAUCCUUUCCGGCUUGAAAAACAAUGGAUCGGCUAAUACGACUUCGUUCGGAAUAUUCCAUCUGCUGACAUCACUAUAUCGACUGGGAAAGUCUGCCGUUACUCUCGGAAGUACAAGAAAAUUGAGCGUUGUCUGAUAGUCUGAAACACGAGACUUAAUCUGGGCCGAAACCAUACCAUUCGCAAAUACUGACACUGAUCCGAUGCCUGAGAGUGGUUUGAGCAUUGUCUUCUUGCGCAGUUUCAGUUGUUGUGCCAAUCUUUCAGAAAUAAAGUUGGAUUGUGACCCUUGAUCAAUCAACGCUCUGGCUGGAUGUUUUACUCCUUGCUCGUUUUGUACCAGUACGACAGCCGUUGAGAGCCACACCAUGCUCUCCAAUUUAGAUUCGUCACGUGUAGCUGCAUUGAUGUUGAUGUCUUCGUUCGUGGGCUGCAUAGGCAAUUGAUGUUGUUGCGACGGGAUCUACUGCCCUUUACAUAACAUCGUGUGAUGUCUACCGUUGCACUGGCUGCAUCUCGUGGUCGCUCUGCAGAAUCUGAUGCGAUGAUUUUGCCUCAAACAGCUGAAACACAGGCCCUUUUUCUUCACCACUUCUUCCCUCUCAGCAACACUUAGUUUUCCAAAGGCCACACAAUUCGCCAAAUAGUGCUGAUCAUCGCAAACAGGACACACUUUUCUAGUCAAUGUGUUAUGGUCCAACCUGGCUCGGUAGAUCUGUCACGGGAACUCACCGGUGACAUGCAACGGUCACCGGUUGAUGUGUUAGUGCGAUCUACCGAGAGGUCAGCGAACGAGCGUGAGCGUCCACUAAGAGAUCAGAUUCGUCCUAGCGUCCGAGCGGUGAUCUCUCCCCGAUUGACUGUAUGUGCUGUGUCUGUGCGUUGAUAUACAAGUGGCGUGAAUUUGUAUCCGUGUAAAAUAUUUGAUGUAUAAAUAUAGGUUCUGUUAAAAACAAAACAUAAAAGUGGCGACGAGGAAAUAAGACAAAAAAACAUACAAUAUUCAUUAACAAGAACUUUUCGUGUCGCGUUCGUAAGUUUUUUUUUUCGCGCUCCGCAAUCGUUUCGCGUGUUACGUGCUAUCUCUGUAAAAAAGGACAAUUCCGCCAAAACGCCGCAGAAUUAUGUUUAGCCCCGACGACACUACCGGGAUGGACGAUCAACGUCGGUUGUCCCAGAACGGAGCAAACGCAUUGAACGCAGCUUUCGUCCCACGCCAGCAUCCGCCAUCGCAAAGCACAGGGACGCUUACAGUUCAUCCACCCUCCCAGCAUCCCGCCGCAGCAGCACAGUCAGGCACGGCGACGCAGGGUCCCGACACAGCGAUGCUGUACCAAAUGCUGCAACUAAUGCAGCAACAAAUGCAGCAGCAGCAGCAACAGCAACAAAUGAUGGCACAGAUGAUGCAGCAGCAACAGCAUACAGCACCCCAGCCCCAGUACCAACCGCAGCAGCAGCCAGCAGCGCCACGAGACCCCGAGAUCAUCAUGGAUGCAUUAUCGGCAAGCAUCACGGAAUUCCGGUACGAGGCAGAAUCCGGUUUAACUUUCAACGCGUGGUACAAGCGUUACGAGGACGUGUUUGCACAAGAUGCUUCCCGGCUCGAGGAUUCGGCAAAAGUUCGGUUGAUGAUGAGGAAAUUGGGCACGAUCGAGCACGCACGGUACUCAAACUACAUCCUACCACAGUUGCCCCGCGACAUCAGCUUCAAUGAAACGGUAAGCAAGCUUAAAACCCUAUUCGGCUUAACAGAAUCGCUGCUUAGUAAACGUUACAGAUGCCUAAAGAUAGUGAAAGCGAGGAACGAGGAUCUGUUAACCUUUUCGAGCCGAGUAAACCGCGCCUGUGACGACUUCCAGUUCGCAUCGAUGAAUGAAGCGCAAUUCAAAUGCCUUAUACUGAUAUGCGGAUUGAGAGACGAUGCGGAUGCCGAGAUCCGCAUGCGAUUGCUGACCAUCAUUGAGGGGAAAUCGGAGAUAACGUUGGAGCAACUGUCUACCGAAGGUCAACGCAUUCUGGGUCUCAAAGUAGACAGCGCGUUGAUAUCCGCCGAGGGGGUAGAUCGAGUACUGGCGUUGCACAACGAAGAGAAGCGACGUUUUCCUGCAACAAACCGGCCUAACUACACGCACCAGCGCCAGACGCAGCCGCGAAAUGUGGAAAGUGCACCGGUGUCGAAACCACGCAGACCGUGCUGGUUGUGUGGUGAAUACCACUGGGUGCGAGAGUGUACGUACGGCUCUCACAAGUGUCAGGAUUGCGGGAGACACGGACAUCGAGAGGGCUACUGUCGCACUUCGGGCCCAAGGAGAGAGAGAGGAUCCCGAUUCCGCAAGCGAUCAGCUGUAGCGAUACGUGUAGUGACGGUCAAUGUGGGCAACGUGCAACAAAAACGUAAAUACGUUAUCACGCAGAUAGGAACCAGGACGAUCGAAUUGCAGCUCGACACAGGAUCCGAUAUCACUAUUAUCGGACGGGAGACGUGGAAGCAGCUCGGUAUGCCAACGCUUUCAUCGGCAAAAGUACACGCAAAAACGGCAUCGGGUACACGUCUGCAGCUCGACGGCGAAUUCAAAUCGCAUGUGACGAUUCACGGGAGGACAGAAGUUGCGACAAUCCGUGUCGUACCAUCAGACUUGCAUUUAUUAGGAGCGGAUAUCAUCGACCUUUUCCAACUGGGACAGAUGCCUUUAGAUGUGCUUUGCAGCAAAGUAGAAUGCGAAUCUGCUACCUGGGAAAACAGAUUUCCGGCCGUGUUUAAUGGUACAGGGCUAUGCACGAAGGCCAACAUUAAACUGCAUCUAAAACCCAACGUCCGCCCUACCUUCUGUCCAAAACGUCCGGUGGCUUACGCCAUGCAAGCAACUGUUGAGAAGGAGCUAAAUCGCCUGGAACAGCUGAAGGUCAUCACGCCAGUUGAUUAUUCCGAGUGGGCCGCGCCAAUUGUCGUCGUUAGGAAGAGCAACGGUAGCAUCCGAAUAUGUGGGGACUAUUCGACAGGACUGAAUUCGGCUCUUCGGUCACACGAGUAUCCACUACCGCUCCCAGACGAUAUCUUCUCCAAAUUGGCCCAAUCUAGAUACUUCAGCAAAAUCGACCUUUCCGACGCAUUCUUGCAAGUCGAAAUCGACGCCAAAUACCGCCCCCUGCUUACGAUUAACACCCAUCGCGGUUUGUACCACUACAACCGCCUACCGCCUGGUAUCAAAAUCGCUCCCGCUGCUUUUCAACAACUUAUUGAUACCAUGCUCGCAGGGCUGAAGGGCACAUCAGGGUACAUGGAUGACGUAAUAGUCGGAGGUAAAACGGAACGCGAGCACGACGAGAAUCUGCUGAACCUUUUCCGUCGUAUUCAGCAAUACGGAUUCACUAUCCGUGCGGAAAAGUGCGCUUUCAAGAUGGAGCAGAUCGAAUACCUCGGGUUCAUCAUCGAUCGACGUGGCCUUCGACCCAAUCCAGCUAAGAUCGAAGUUAUAAGAAAGCUGCCAGCGCCAAGAAACGUGAGUGAAGUCCGGUCAUUCCUAGGCGCGAUAAACUAUUACGGCAGAUUCGUACCCAGAAUGCGUGACCUACGAUACCCGCUAGACGCCCUAUUAAAGCACGAGGACAAAUUCGCUUGGACACCAGAAUGUGAGCGCGCCUUCACCCGUUUUAAGGACAUGCUAUCCUCCGAGUUGUUGUUAACGCAUACGAUCCGAACGCCGAAAUAGUAGUGUCUGCAGAUGCAUCAGCCGUGGG
Anopheles stephensi (Asian malaria mosquito) is the source of this 4283-nucleotide messenger RNA. RefSeq lists its product as uncharacterized. Gene Ontology annotation, molecular function: aspartic-type endopeptidase activity. The record is from RefSeq and is a predicted model, not a curated record. The transcript has 4 exons. Bases 1670 to 4255 code for a protein of 861 amino acids. Gene Ontology annotation, biological process: proteolysis. NCBI's taxonomy places the organism in Eukaryota, Metazoa, Arthropoda, Insecta, Diptera, Culicidae.